This is a messenger RNA of Dentiscutata erythropus, 282 nucleotides long. Lineage: Eukaryota; Fungi; Glomeromycota; Glomeromycetes; Diversisporales; Gigasporaceae. The record is from the annotation of a GenBank genome assembly.
AUGGAAUUAAAUAACUCGAAUAAAGAGAAUUAUGACCCCAUUAAAAGAACUUUUUCAAAUUCCGAUGAAUAUAGAAAUUUCCAGCAAAGAGUAAUUAAAAAUGCAUUAAAUUCUUCACAACGACAUAAUCGAGUCCCGUUAGCUGAAAUUUACAUGAACAUUUUAGAAGAAAUAAUAGAGAUCGAAAAUGCUGAUGAAACCGUCUCUCCUGAAAACGAUAGAGAGGUUGACUCUUUAACAAGUAUCAUAACUAGCCAGUCCUCUUCAGCUACCUCUCAUUAG